This is a messenger RNA of Caenorhabditis sp. 36 PRJEB53466, 1365 nucleotides long. Lineage: Eukaryota; Metazoa; Nematoda; Chromadorea; Rhabditida; Rhabditidae. The record is from the annotation of a GenBank genome assembly.
AUGUCGGACGACGAUGAAAUCGAUAUGCUGCCUGAGCUGCCGUCGGCUAAACUGCAAAUGACGACUCCCUCUCGGGUUAGAUUUAUUCCCACAGAAACACCAAUCGACCCUAACUUUUAGCCGAAUGAUCUUCUUCGUCAAGCAGUAACUCACGGACAUUUACCUCCUGCUCCCAGCUCGUAAUCAAGUCAAUCUCGCAUCUGAAAACGAUUCGUUUCCUUUCAGAGCUGCUCAGAAUUUCUCAAAGAAACGGGAUAUGUCUGAAAUUCCCUGGUCAGAUUUCUUCGAUAAAAAAGAGGAAGUGAACAUCAACGGAGACUCUUUCAAUGUGUACUUAAAGGUACCCGAAACAAGCCCUUCAAUGCUCACGAUUUCAUUUCGUUUUAGGGAGAGGAAGGUCCCAUUUUCUAUCUGCUCCACGGCGGUGGAUACUCUGGACUCACAUGGGCCUGUUUUGCUGUCAGUUUCUUCUUGUCAAGCUAAACUAUAUUGCAUCUUGUUUUGUUUUUCAGAAAGAGUUGACCACGUUCGUCACUUGUAGAGUCAUCGCUCCAGAUUUGCGUGGUCAUGGAGAGACACGGUGUGCAGACGAAAGCGAUCUCUCCAAAGAGACCCAAAUCAAGUAUGAGAGAUCUUGAAAGCGAUCAAAAACUUCGUAUUGCAGAGACAUCGCCGCUCUCUUCAAGGCUGUCUACGGAGAGACGGACAGUCCAAUGUGCAUUGUGGGACACAGUAUGGGCGGUGCUUUGGCUGUUCACACUCUCAAUGCGAAGGCGAUUGAUGCGAAUAUUUCCGCGUUGAUCGUGAUUGACGUGGUGGAAGGGUCUGCAAUGGAGGCUCUCGGAGGAAUGGUCCACUUCCUGCACUCGCGGCCGUCUUCGUUCGAUUCAGUCGAGAAGGCGAUCAAGUGGUGUCUAGGAUCGGGAACAGUCAAGAACCCGACUGCAGCCCGUGUCUCGAUGCCGUCGCAGAUCCGAAAAGUUUCAAAGGACGAAUACACGUGGCGGAUUGAUCUGACAUCAACUGAACAGUUCUGGAAGGGAUGGUUCGAGGGUCUGUCCGGAGAGUUCCUGGGAUGUCCAGUCCCCAAAUUGCUUGUGUUGGCUGGCGUAGACAGACUCGACAAAGAUUUGACGAUUGGCCAGAUGCAGGGAAAAUUCCAGACGUGUGUUCUUCCCAAAGUCGGACAUUGUGUUCAGGUAUCAAAAUAAAGUGUUAUAUUUCUGAUGGGUAAUAUUUGUUUUCCAGGAAGACAGUCCUACAAAGCUUGCUGAUGAAAUCGGACGUUUUGCGAUUCGCCAUCGUAUUGCCCAGCCGAAUCUCAAUUUCUCUCCACUGGCUUCUCCUCCGGAUUACAACCGCUAG